Messenger RNA from Leopardus geoffroyi (Geoffroy's cat), 3833 nucleotides. RefSeq names its product zinc finger protein 558. The transcript has 7 exons. The coding region runs from base 206 to 1414 and encodes 402 amino acids. The record is from RefSeq and is a predicted model, not a curated record. Gene Ontology annotation, biological process: regulation of DNA-templated transcription. NCBI's taxonomy places the organism in Eukaryota, Metazoa, Chordata, Mammalia, Carnivora, Felidae.
GGCGGCCAGCCCGAGACCGGAAGCGGAAGCGUGGGGCGCUGCCGUGGAAGGAGCCUGCGGAGCUGGCUGCGUGGGGUGCGCUGUCUUCUUCGCGCGGGACCGGCUUCACGUGGGCCCGGCCUGAGCACGCUGUGCCGACCAGAGGAGGAGCGUCCGGGUUCUUCCGCUGCCCGUUGUCCGGGGAAAUUCCUGUCUGAGUCACAGGAUGGCGGCCGUGGUUCUGCCCCCCACUUGUGCUCAGCCUUCCCUGUACUCAGCCUCUCCUCGGAACGGACGCACGGAGGAGGAAGGGUUGGCUAAGGGCUUCCUGACCGGCUGGUUACCGCACUCGGUGACCUUCGAGGAUGUGGCCGUGGAGUUCACCCAGGAGGAGUGGGCCCUGCUGGACCCUUCUCAGAGAACACUGUACAGAGACGUGAUGCAGGAGAACUGCAGGAACCUGGCCUCGCUCGGGUGUCGUGUUGAUAAACCCAGUCUGACCUCCCAGCUGGAGCAAGAAGACAAAGUGAUGACACAGGAGCGAGGAAUUCUUCCAGGCACCUGUCCAGGUUUGGAGACUGUACUUAAAGCCAAAUGGUUAACUCCUAAGAAGCACGUUUUUAGAAAAGAACAUUCCAAUGGUAUUAAAGCGGAAAGAAAUCAUCUCGGAGUGAAAGUCAAUGAAUGUAAUCAGUGCUUUAAAGUCUUCAGCACAAAGUCUAACCUCACUCAGCACAAGAGAAUUCAUACUGGAGAAAAACCCUAUGACUGUAAUCAGUGUGGCAAGUCCUUCAGCAGUAGAUCCUACCUGACCAUUCACAAGAGGAUACACAAUGGGGAGAAGCCCUAUGAAUGCACGGACUGUGGCAAAGCCUUCAAUGAUCCCUCAUCCCUUAGGCUGCACGUGAGAAUUCACACUGGAGAAAAACCCUACGAAUGUAAUCAGUGUUUCCACGUCUUCCGCACCAGUUGUAACCUCAAAAGCCACAAGAGAAUUCAUACGAGAGAGAAUCACCAUGAAUGUAAUCAAUGUGGCAAGGCCUUCAGCACGAGGUCCUCCCUCACCGGGCAUAAUAGUAUUCAUACGGGGGAGAAACCUUAUGAGUGCCACGACUGUGGGAAAGCCUUUAGGAAGAGCUCCUAUCUGACCCAGCACAUGAGAACUCAUACUGGAGAAAAACCCUAUGAGUGUGAUCAGUGUGGAAAAUCCUUCAGCAGUAGCUUUUCUCUUACUGUGCACAAGAGAAUUCACACUGGGGAGAAACCCUAUGAAUGCAGUAACUGUGGGAAAGCGUUCAAUAAUCUCUCCGCUGUUAAGAAACACGUGAGAACUCACACUGGAGAGAAACCCUACGAAUGUAAUCAUUGUGGAAAAUCUUUCACCACUAACUCUUACCUUUCUGUGCACAAGAGAAUUCAUAAUAGGUGGAUAUGAGUACAGUAAUUAGGAAAGCGUUCAUUGAUCUCUUAACCCUCAGACAACUGAGGGUAACUCACUAGAUGGGUGAGUUAUCUGCUGCUGCCUAGCAAAUUUCCCUCCAAAACAUAGUGGCUUCAAACCUCACACAUUUAUUAUAAUUUCUGUAGGUCGGGAAUCUGGAAGCGUCUUAGCUGUGUAGUCCUGGCGCAGAAUCUGUCAUGAGGUGAAAUCAAGAUGUCUGCUGGAGCCACAAUCAUCGGAGUCUUUACUGAUACAGAAUCUGCUUCCAGAAUGGCUCACUCACAUGUCUAGCAAGUCAAUGCCAGUUGUUGGCAGAGAAUCUUCAUUACUUCACUCUCCAGAGGGCCAAGUAUCUUCAUGAUGUAGCAUCAGGUUCCUCCCAAAGCAUGUGAUCUACAGGAGAGCUAAUGCAGAAGCCUCAUUGUCUUUUUUGACCCAUCCUCAGGAGGACAUACUAUCGUUCCUUCCGUACUGUAUUGCUUACAGAGUGGGAAGAAACAACACAGGGUAUAUAUAUCAGGAGACAGAUCAUAAGGAACCAUCUGAGGAGUUUCCAUGAAAUCAGUGAAGAAAAGCCUGUAGCAGACUCUCAUUCUGUCAAUCUAUUGUAUAUGAAGUAGCCCUCGGUAACUUAUGUCAAUUCCCUCUGGAGAGAAACCUCGUGAGUGCAAUCUUUGUGGUAAGCUUUCAGCUCAAACUCACCCUAAUGUGCACAAAAGAUUAUGUGUGGAGAGAAACCUGAGGAGCGCAGUAGCUAUAGGAAAGCCUUCAGUGAUAUCUCUAGGGAGUCACAUAACAGUUCACGCUAAGGGAAAAACCUUAGGACUAUCCUCAGAAUGCAAAAGCCUUCAGCGACACUCAUCCCAUAGAGCACAUGUGAGAAAUCACUACAGAGGAAUCCUAAAAGGAAUGUGGGAAACCCUUCAGCACAAGCGUUUGCAUUACUGAGCGAAAGAUGGGGAGAGAUUCCGAAUACAAUUACUGUGGGAAAGCCUCGAAUGUUCUCUCAGUUUUUAAGAGACACGAGGGUUUAUUCUGGAGAGAAAUUCCCUUCGAAUGUCAUCAGUACUGGAAAGUCAUUUUUCCACAUUCCUUAGGAAACUGAGAAUUCACUGCAAAGACACUUGUGAAUAUAAAGACUGAGGGAAUGCCUUGGCUGAUACCUCUUACAUUAGGAAAAAUAGGAAGUUUUCUUUGGAGGCAAAAGUUGUGAGUGUAUCAAUUUGGAAAAAAUCUUUCAGUGAUUCUUUGUUGGUUUGUGAGAACUCACAUUGUAGGGAAACCCUAGAAAAGUGAUGCCUCAGCUCUUUACUGAGGGGCCACAAAAUAAGUUAAACUGGGAAUGGAAAUUAUCGAUUUUGAGUGUGGGUUUACCCUUAUCUCAUCCUAAGAUCGGGCCACUAGUUCAUUAAUUUUCAGUCUUUUUGUUUUAGUAUAAACACGUCUAUAGCCAUACCUAAAAUAAACCUUAAAUUUUGUUCCAUAGUUUUGUAUGUAACAUGUUAACUCUAAUUUACUCUUUAAAAACAUCAGUACAUAGCAUAUCCAAAAAGACAUUUCUGAGUAUCUCCUGAGUGAAUUAGUUUAUCAUUAGUGGAAAUUAGACCGUAUUUACUAUAUACUUUUUCUAGUUUAAUGGCAUUUUUGUCAGGUAAGCGGACUUUACGAUGCUGAUUGUUUUUUAUCUUUCUCUUCUAGUAUGGCAUUUUGUUUAGCUUCUUUCCCAAUGCCCAUCGUCCCCCACUCAUUUACGUAAAAAAUGUUUUCGUUGUCAUUCAAGUUGUCAAUGAGCAGGAUUAAAAAUGCGCAACUUAAUAAGGCUUCUCUGAGGCCCAGAGAGGUAUUGCCUGGCUCUGCUGACCAUGAGGAGUAGGUAGAAGUCACUGGGGAGAACACCAUCUGGCCCGUUCCCCACCUGUAUCCUGUUCGUCUUGCCCGUGCUUUCUCUUGAAAGUCGACUCAAGGCCAAGAGUCGGAAGCGCUCUAUUUUGAUCGUGAUGCCAGACACCAUAGUACAGCACAAAAUGACAGUGACAUGGGCUCCCCCCGGACCUCUGAUUGGUGGGCUCAGCUCUGGACUGCUUAUGCCCAGACUACUCCUUACAUGAUUAAAAGUAACCUCUAACUGGUUGAAGCCAAAGUCUUUUUCUCGGGGGGUUUGUUUUUGAGGUGGUGUUCUGUUCAUGUCCAGCCAAAUGCAGUAUCUAACUAGGAAACCCAGUAGUUGGUCCCAUUUGAUAAGUGUUCCAUGCUUCUUUGAAAAUAAUGUAUAUUCUCUAAGUUUUCGAUGUAGACUAUGUGCCCAUUAACUCAAGUUAAUUGUGUUUUCAGAUAUAGUAUGUACAUUCAGGUUUUUGUCCUCAAACUUAUUUAGUGGUAGAUGUCUAUUAAAGUCUUCUUCUAAGGAUAUGGA